AUGGGUUUCUUGAGAAUUCGUCUGCACAGGCGCUACUCGUCCCUUCGGAAUAGUUCCACCUAUCACGGAUUAAGCGAUGUGAAGAGAUUAGAACAAAAAUGGCUACCUGUUAUCCGGAAGGUUGAUUUCGAAAAUUCAAGUGACAAAGCUGUGAGUAAACAAAAGUCCUUCGUGUUGUCAAUGUUCCCUUAUCCAUCUGGAAGUUUGCACAUGGGACACUUACGAGUUUAUACUGUUUCAGAUGUUUUAACCCGCUAUAAAACAAUGUCUGGUGAGUUGACGAUUUGUCCAAUGGGUUGGGAUUCAUUCGGUCUGCCUGCAGAGAAUGCUGCUAUUGAUCGUAGCGAAAACCCAUUGAAUUGGACCCGAAAAAACAUACUUACAAUGAAACAACAAAUAAAUGAAACCAUGUCUUUGGCUGUUGAUUGGUCAAGAGAAUUAAGCACUUGUGAUCCUAAUUAUUAUAAAUGGACACAAUGGCUUUUUCUUAAAUUAUAUCAAUCGGGCAUGGCUUAUCAUCGUCCAGCCUAUGUCAAUUGGGAUCCUAUUGAUCAGACUGUCUUAGCAGAUGAACUUAUUGACAGUCAAGGAUGUUCAUGGCGUUCUGGUGCUAAAGUAGAACGACGUCCUUUACGUCAAUGGUUUUUCCGAACAACUGCUUAUUCUGAGUCUCUUUUAGAUGGUUUAAAAGAUAUUGAGAAUAAUCAGUGGCGUGAUGUCAUCCAGUUGCAACGUGGUUGGCUUGGUCAUUUGAAUGGUACUCAAAUGGAGUUCAAUAUUUAUGCAUCUACCGAACACCAUGAAAUUAAUCCACAACAAUCAUUUCUGGAUUGUGGACAUUUAAAGAAUAUCGUACCUCAAAAUGAACGACUAGUUGUAUUUACAAAAUAUCCGAGUCUAGCAGUUGCUGAUUUAAUCAGUCAUGUAAAAGUUGGACCGGAUAGUGUUUAUUUUUCAGAUAUCUAUCGAAAGCCUGAGCAUAAACGUGAUUUAAACUUUAGUCGAAAGUUAAUCUUAUACUCAGACUGGAAUAAUUCAUGUCAUAAUGAUAGUAAUAAUAAAUUAUCUAUUACAUCAUUUACAUCUGUAUCACCUUGGCCGGAAAUUUUAAACAUAUUUAUUCGUCAUCCAUUUACCGGACGUUCUAUUCCAAUAAUUCGUGAAAAUAUUCCAUUAUCUAAACUUCCUAGAGCUUAUCCAAAUGAAUUAGUCUUUUCUAUAAAUGGUCAAACAUCUGACUUCUUAUCAGAAUCAUUAGAUAUACCUUUACCACCAGGAAAAUUAAUUUCUCCAGGAAAAGAUUUAUUAAAUUUAGAUGAAUCUAAUGUUAUCAAUAAUGAGGAGGAUUUGAAAUGUUGUAUAUUAUCCACUCCAAUCUUUGAACUUCAUGGGAAAACAGUUGGUGAAUCUAUGGAUAAAGCUAUGCAAAUCUUAAAGGUUAGUGGACGUGGUGGUUAUCGAUGUAAUGAUAUGCGUACUGAUUGGUUAAUCUCUAGACAACGUUAUUGGGGCACUCCUAUACCAAUUAUACAUUGUGAUUCAUGUGGGGCAGUACCAGUACCAGAAAACCAACUCCCUGUACUUCUACCUCCACUAGAAAGUUCAUUGAAACGAGGUGAUGAGCCCUUAAAGCAUAAUGAAUCCUGGCGUAAAACAACUUGUCCUAAAUGUGGUAAUCCAGCGAACCGUGAAACUGAUACACUAGAUACAUUUGUUGAUUCAUCAUGGUAUUAUUUGCGAUAUUUGGACCCGCAGAAUAAUUCAUCGAUUUGUGAUAGAAGUAAAGCAGCUAAUAGUUUACCUGUUGACGUUUACAUUGGAGGUAUGGAGCAUGCUGUUCGUCAUCUGUACUAUGCUCGUUUUAUUGCACAUUUCCUUCAUGAUAUAAAUGUACUACCGUGUAGAGAACCAUUUAAACGUUUCCUCCCUGUUGGUUUAGUAUUGGGUCAAACGUAUAUUGAUCCAAAGUCUGGUCGUUUUAUACCAACACGAUGUGUUGAUAAAAGAUAUUUAUCUGAGAAAGAAAUUGAAUAUUAUGAAAUUGAAACUAAUCAACCAGUUCAAAUGUAUUGGGAUAAAAUGAGCAAAUCCAAAUUAAAUGGAAUUGAUCCAACUGAUGUCGUUGAAAAAUAUGGUAUGGAUACAAUAAGAAUUACAAUGUUGACAAAUGUUGGACCACAUCGAUCAAGAAAAUGGUCUGAACAAGACGUACUUCAAGGUGUUAAUAAUUGGUUAAAUAAAAUGAAUCGACUAGUUGAACAACUUAUUGAAUAUUCUAAUACUUUACAACAUUCUAAUGUAUCAUGGGAGUUAAAAUGUGAUAUGGAUGAUCCAUUAUUAAUUCAUACAUCAUAUUCUUUAAAAUAUCAUCAAUCCAUUAUAAAGCGGGUUAAUGAAUAUUAUGACGAUACAUUUGUAAUUAGUUCUGUUAUUGCUCGACUUCAAGAGAUGACUGAAAUGCUCCGAAAAUCUUCCAUACAUGUUGGUGGUCCAGGACCUUCAAGUUUCUUGUAUCUACGUGCAUUAGCUGAUCUUAUAGUAAUGCUUACACCUAUUGCACCAAUUUAUGCAUCUGAAUUAUGGUCUGGUGUUCAGUUGGCCUGUUUAACUUCAAAACAUUCAAAUUUAUAUGAAGUCCUUUCUGUUUAUUCGAAUAGAACAGUGAUGAGAACCAAUGAAAACAAGAAUUAUCAUUAUAGUCAUUGGCCUUAUGAUUUGACAAAAUAUGUACUUGAACAACCAUUCCCUAAAUGUUUAUAUUCUACUGAAAUACCAGAAUUAAUUGUAGAACAAUAUGAAACAAGCAACACUACUGCUACUACUACUUCUACUCCUCUUCCAAAGUGA
This is a messenger RNA of Schistosoma bovis, 2847 nucleotides long. NCBI's taxonomy places the organism in Eukaryota, Metazoa, Platyhelminthes, Trematoda, Strigeidida, Schistosomatidae. The record is from the annotation of a GenBank genome assembly.